CCCCGCGCCGCGGCACCGCCUCCCGCCGGAUGCGCCCGCUCGGCCCGCCCCGACCCGCCCCGGCACGGCACGGCACGGCGCCGGCCAUGGCGCGCUCGCUCAACUCCAUCGUGGCCGUCAGCCAGAACAUGGGCAUCGGCAAGGACGGGCGGCUGCCCUGGCCGCCGCUCAGGAAUGAGUACAAGUACUUCCAGAGAAUGACGAGCACGGCCCGCGUGGAAGGUAAACAGAAUGCAGUGAUAAUGGGUAAAAAAACCUGGUUCUCCAUCCCUGAGAAGAACCGUCCCUUAAGGGACAGGAUUAAUAUUGUGCUCAGCAGGGAGCUCAAGGAAGCCCCGAAAGGAGCACAUUACCUUUCCAAAAGCCUGGAUGAUGCUCUAGCUCUUUUGGAUUCCCCGGAGUUAAAAAGCAAAGUCGACAUGGUUUGGAUCGUGGGAGGCACUUCAGUGUACAAGGCAGCAAUGGAGAAGCCAAUUCAUCAUCGAUUGUUUGUGACAAGAAUUUUGAAAGAAUUUGAAAGUGACACAUUUUUUCCAGAAAUUGACCAUAAAGACUACAAGCUUCUAACAGAGUACCCAGGUGUCCCUGCUGAUAUCCAGGAAGAGAAUGGGAUCCAGUACAAAUUCGAAGUGUAUGAAAAAACUGUCACGGCACAAUAAGGGAGGCAUUUUGUACUUCUGGCUAAGGGCAGGUAUUUUAAACCAUGAAGUUUUACUGAGUGUAAAGAUACAUUAAAGUUUUGAAGGAAA
Motacilla alba alba is the source of this 749-nucleotide messenger RNA. It is a transcript of the gene DHFR, whose product is annotated as dihydrofolate reductase. Bases 30 to 659 code for a protein of 209 amino acids. NCBI's taxonomy places the organism in Eukaryota, Metazoa, Chordata, Aves, Passeriformes, Motacillidae. Gene Ontology annotation, cellular component: mitochondrion. The transcript is spliced from 6 exons. Gene Ontology annotation, biological process: tetrahydrofolate biosynthetic process; folic acid metabolic process; glycine biosynthetic process. Gene Ontology annotation, molecular function: dihydrofolate reductase activity; NADP binding. The record is from RefSeq and is a predicted model, not a curated record.